This is a messenger RNA of Juglans microcarpa x Juglans regia, 1957 nucleotides long. RefSeq names its product receptor-like protein 9b. Lineage: Eukaryota; Viridiplantae; Streptophyta; Magnoliopsida; Fagales; Juglandaceae. Gene Ontology annotation, molecular function: protein binding. The coding region runs from base 706 to 1863 and encodes 385 amino acids. The transcript has a single exon. The record is from RefSeq and is a predicted model, not a curated record.
AUCUCAGUAUGUUGGACCUUAGGAAUAAUACAUUGGAAGGCAAAUAUUCCAUCUUGUCUUGAGAGGUUUGAAAACCUUGAAUAUCUUGAUCUAUCGGAUAAUCGCUUGCAGGGCAAUCUACCUUCAUCGAUUUUCUCUAAUCAGAGCAAGAUUACGAGUUUUUUUGUCUUUGGUAAUCGAUUAGAAGGAGUGUUGUCAUUUUCCAUACUUGCCUAUGCUUCUAGUCUUUACUACCUCGAUCUUUCAAACAAUUACGAGUUGGAAAUCGAAACAGAGUCUCCCUCCUGGGUGCCCACUUUUCAACUACGUGAACUGCACUUGGCAAACUGCAGCCUCAACAAGAAGAAUGGUCACGUUGUCCCAACCUUCAUAUCCACCCAAUAUUUAUUGUCUUCGCUAGACUUGUCUGACAGCUCAUUAGAAGGAAGCGUACCUUGUCAUCUAUUUUUCAACACGAAUAUCACAAAGUUGUUGUUGAGUGGCAACAAAAUCGAUGGUUCUUUCCUUGACUACUCUGCUAAUGGAACUUCACCACUUGAGUGGUUGGACAUAUCCGAUAAUCAUGUCAAAGGCCAUCUUCCAGAAAAUAUUGGAUAUCUUCUUCCAAACUUAUCUGGUGUUGACAAGUCCUCAAAUGCAUUAGAAGGCAACAUUCCUUGGUCCUUUGGUAAUCCGCCUCUCGAAUAUAUAGACCUUUCUCAUAACAUGCUCUCAGGAACAAUACCGCAUAGUUUGACUAGCAAUGGCACGCGACUCAGAUUGCUAGAUUUGUCAAACAACAAAUUGCAAGGACAGAUGCUCCCAAAGGACGCGAACAUGACAAUGUUAAAUAUCUUACAUCUAAGUGGCAAUUACUUCGAAGGAGUAAUCUCUCCCACCAUCUCAAACAGUCCAGGUUUAGUAAUCCUAGAUGUUCGAGACAAUGAUUUGUCCGGUAAUAUUCCAGAGUGGUUGUAUGAUCAUUCUAGCUUGGUAGCACUUAUUUUAAGUGGAAAUCGCUUUGAAGGUCACCUACCCCGAAGACUGUGUCGGAUGAAAACACUGCAAGUUUUUGACGUCUCUCACAAUCGUCUUUCAGGAGGUAUUCCCUCCUGCCUUGAUAACAUUACUUUCUGGAACAAAAGUUCUCCAAGCCCUACUUACUGGGAUUACUUUGCCAAAAUACCUUAUUUAUGGUAUUCCGAGUACGUUAGACUUCCUUAUAUUCCGUCUUUCUUAACAUUGGAAGCUCAAAUGUCUUUGUUCAUAAAAAAUAGAUUAUAUACUUUCAAAGGUAUCCCUCUCUUGAUGAUGACCGGAAUUGACCUGUCAUCUAACCAGUUCACAGGUAACAUUCCUUUUGAAAUGGGAGAAUUGUCACAGCUUCGGUUCUUGAACUUGUCGAAUAAUUCUCUUACAGGUUCCAUUCCAAUCUCUUUUCGAAACUUGAGAAGCAUGGAGAGUUUGGAUCUUUCUCACAACAAGUUGAGAGGGAGAAUCCCUUCUGAAUUGGUUGGACUCACUUCUUUAUCUGUAUGUAGUGUUGCCUACAACAAUCUGUCUGGAAGAAUCCCAUUUGAGUAUCAAUUCUCAACUUUCACAAGCCAAUGCUAUGAGGGUAAUCCAGAACUCUGUGGAGAUGCCCUGCCAAGAAACUGCUCAACCGCAAACCAACUGGAACCUGAACAUAAGGACGAAAAAGAAGGAUAUAGAAUGAUUGAUCACCCUUUCUUCUUCUACGCAUUUGUAACUAUGUCAUAUGCACUCGGGUUUUGGACUUUCGUUGGGAUCCUAAUCAUUAAAAAGAACUGGAGGCACAAGUAUUUCAGAGCCGUGGAUGCAUAUAUUGAGUCUUUGUUUGAGCUACUCUCUAAGUACAGGUGAUUAUCAGAUCAAUUAAGUAUGCAAUGUAAGCAAUUUUAUGAAAUAUCUGUAUUUCAAAGUAUUGCUUAUCUUCAAUAAAGAUGGAGCACUUCUA